UCGGCGUAAACUGAUUAAGGUCAGACUUCAAUUAUAGCACAGUUUAAAUCAAUAUAUAUAUACUCAAUAUAUACACGAACACUUCGGACAGGGAAAAUAACAUUAGUUCGCCAUUGCAACAUGUGAAUCAUUGUUGCCUUUGAGUUGAUAAAGUGCGCAGAUGUUGGUAGCAGGUGUGAAAGAUGUGAAUGAAUCAGUUGAUCACACGGUUUUAUAUUUGCGAUUUCAUUCGAAGGAAGCUAAUGCACGAGUGAACUGUGUGGACGGAACACACUUCCGGCGGAUUCCGACGACGCAAUGCCUCGGAACAGGCUUGAUGACGCUUCGAUGAGUAGAGCAGUGGGGUGCGGUUGCCUUAGACUGAUGUUCGCAGUUGUCGGACUUGGGUUUUCAAUUGCCAAAGUGAUUUUUGGCGCUGAGUUCAUUACGAAAUGUCCUAUCAGUGACAUAGUUCCGGUAUACAUCGUCGUGAGCGGCUGCCUUCCGGUACUGCUCAGCUCUCUGAAGGAACCGUACGACAACGCCGGAGACUCCCGGAAAUGCGACUCACGGAUCAAGAUGUCCAUCGCUGGCUUCGCCAUCGCCGCCAACUUGGCCUGGCUUAUUUCAGGUACUGUAUGGACCACGUCGCUUUUGACAGUAUCGGAUUACGGUAGGAACACGUGUUCGCGUAUCCAAGGAAAUAACAGCGAAAUUUACGGUAAAGAAAGCGACAUGGGGCUCUCGAACGACAGGUCUGCGACUGCCGAAAUCUAUACAAUUACAACGCUGUUAUACAGAAACACGAAUGUCACUAAUACAGGAGAAAUUUAUAAUCGGAAGGACUCGAAGCAAAUACAUGUUGAUACUUUUAAUGCCCACGACAAAGUUAUUUCACAUCAUAAUUUGAAACUAAAAGACUCCGAUACAACAAAAAUACCGGUACAAACAAAUGGUAAUGGUUUUACAAUCGAUUACUUUCAUAAUACAACAAAGAAAGCAAUAACGAGUGUACAAAGUAGCGAACGUGCCAUUAACGACACAAGCUGGGUGCCCGGAUCUUCAAUCGGAAGGGAAUCCCGGUGCGCGGAUUGCUCCGUAGAAGUUAUUUUCUUUGCUCUGGCGUGCGUGGUGUGCGACUGGACAAUGUUUGGCAUAGGGAUAGUAUACCUGUUGUACCUGUCGUGCCACAAGGUAGCCAGGCUGAAGUAUGAUUGGCUAAUUAUCCGAACAUGAUAAUAGAUGUGAUAUUAUUAAUCAUAAGUUAACAAUAUUUUUCAUUGAGCCGAGUUCUGGGAAAACUUAACUGAAUGUGCGAACAGUUUCUUCCGUAUUCUUUCUGAUAACGAACAAUUUCAUAAGAGCGUAGUGUGGUCAUAGAUAAGCCUUUAACCCUUUGCAUGCUGGGAAAUU
Dreissena polymorpha is the source of this 1392-nucleotide messenger RNA. RefSeq lists its product as uncharacterized. The record is from RefSeq and is a predicted model, not a curated record. Lineage: Eukaryota; Metazoa; Mollusca; Bivalvia; Myida; Dreissenidae. The transcript is spliced from 4 exons. The coding region runs from base 298 to 1215 and encodes 305 amino acids.